UCUGGGCGCCUUUGACCACGUGGGAAGGUGCGGAGCUAGGGAAGUAGAAUGGCGGACUCGGGGCCGAGGUGCGCAGCUUGUGAUCUUGUAGUUGGAAUUUGUGUGGAAAAUCGCUGCGGACAUUACUUUUGCCAUGAAUGCACUAUGAAGAUGAAGGAAUCAAAUGUCCUAUGUUUGUUAUGUGAGUAUCGUGGAAAUGAAGAUUGUCAAAGUUUAAGCAGUCGUGAAGAUCUUUUUGUUGAAAGCGACAUUCCUGUAAACUGUACAGGCAUGUCUUUGAAUAAUCCUGAACCAAACAAGCAACAUCCCUCAAACGAAUCUAUGAAUACACAGCACACGAUGAAUGUUGACGAUUUGAAGGAUAAUCUGACUAUUAGGAUUGAUGAUGCAUUGGUGGUGGCAAAUUCAAUUUAUUCUCAGCUAAACCGUGCCAUGCAGAUGGUGGAAAAUAUUAAAGCCAGAAAUAAGGUUUUUGAAGAACGUGCAUCACGACAGAUCGAUGAGGAGUUUCAGAAACUUUAUACUGCUCUAGAAGCAAGAAAGUUACAUUUAUUUUCUGAGUUAAGAGAAGCAUCUGAUGCCUUUAACAUUAAUUUGGAAAAAGCUGCAAGAAACCUAGGAGAACAGAAAAAAGAUAUGAAAUCCCGAGUCUUAUGUGCAGAAAAACUAAAAGCAUCGCCAGCCCUUACAAUAUAUUGUAAUCUUAAUCAGCUUAUUGCAGAUUUGAUGGUGGAUUUUAAAAAUGAUCACAUGAUUGAAUCUCUGAAAACCCAUCCUAAUAUAAGGUUCACUAUGGAUGUUGAAGGGAUCAUUAAUGUACUAGAAACGAUUGGAAGCAUUUCGCAUGAUGAUACAGCCAAUUGUCAAGUAAUGCCUGAUGACUGCACUUUUUUGCCUACUGGAAGUGAAUCUUGCCCUUUGGCUAUUGAGCCGAUGCAUGAAAAUGCUGCAACAUAUGUAACAGAAACAACAUGUUCCAUGGAUUUUCAAAACAAUCUUGUACAGAUGGUGAAAAAUGAAUACGACCUAGAACUAGAGUACCAGCCCUGCUUGGAAACAGUUGAUACUGACUGUCAGGCAACAAGCAUGCUUUCAUUUAAGAAUGAAUCUCUUCACUUGAAUUCUAUUCCUGAUGUUAUUAUAGAACAAAUUAUUGACGAUGACUGUCCAACUACAGAGCUGAACCGCUGUAAAGCAAAGAAAUUGAAAAAGAGCGAGAGGAAUAUGGGUUACUGUUCCCCUUUUUCUCAGAAGAAAGGUGAUCACGGCAAUGUGGAACUUGUAUGCCUCAUCCACAUUGUUAAUCCUUGCAGCUUUUACAUUCACCGUUUGUCUCAAAACAAGCAGCUCAUCAUGCUUGAGCGGAAUUUAUCUGUGCUGGGCCGCACAUGCAGCCAUUGUUCUCCUUGUGACAUCUUGGAGCUAGGAGAAAUUAUAGCUUUUAGAAGUUCAAACCGCCAAUCCUGGUAUCGUGGAAGGAUUACUGAGCUGAUUCCAUUAGAAACUAAAUAUGUCCAGAAACCUUGUGGCCCAGCCAGAUAUCGGGUUGAAGAUAUUGCACGUAUAACACUUUUCUUGCUUGACCACGGAAACUCUGAGAUAUUCAUUGUGACAAGAUUUGCAGGAGCCUGUUUGAAGAAAGGUGAUCCGGUUUCCAGUUGUCUAAGUGAAGUAAAUGAUUUAUGCUGUAUUUUGACAAAAUUGAACUCAUUUGAAUUGGAGUGGUUAAGGACAAUGCCUCCUUUUGCAGUCCAUUGUUCACUGGAUAUUAUUCCUCAAAGUCCAGAUGGAAGAUGGACCAAGGAUAUUAGAAAAGAAAUCCUCAAGAUGAUAAAUAACAGAAGUGUGCAAAUGAGAGUCUUCAGGAAAGAGAACAAUACUCUAAUUGUUGACUUAAAGAAGCCUGUCACAAGUAAAAUGAUCAGUGACAUGCCACUCUCCCUUCGGGAAUCUCUAGUCUUCGCUAAUUUGGCAAAGUUUCCCUCUGAAGUUCAAGGUUCACUUGAAAAUGCAGCUGUUGCUCAUUAUAAAGAUCCAGAGUUUCCCAAGAACAUGACAGAAGUUGUCCUUGCCUGUCAUGUGAAUGAUCCCUCUGAUUUCUACAUUAAUGUGAUUGGUGGAUCCGAAUAUAUUAAGGUAGUCCGCAAGAUCCAAGAUGUCUAUAACAAUGAAGAUAUAGAUGACUGGAUAAUUGAGUACCCAGUAAUUGGUCAAGCAUGUGUUGCCAAGUUUGAUGGGGAUGGAGACAACGAUGAGCAGUGGUACCGAGCUGAAAUCGUUGGAUUACACAGUGCUGAAGAUGUUGACAUUAGUUAUGUGGAUUUUGGCAAUGUUUGCAGAGUCAGUGUGACAAAAUUAAGAAAGUUGAAAGAUGAAUUCUUAGCAUUACCACGUAAGGCAAUCUGCUGCAGGCUGGCAUAUAUUCAACCUUCCCAUGAUGCUGCUCACUGGAGUUCAGAUGCAUGUAAAUUAUUUGAGGAACGGACUUCCUUUAAGCGCCUGAGAUGUAAUUUCAUAGGUAUGUUUGUAGAAAAUAAGCUGUCAGUUGAGCUGUUUGAUGUCAAUCCAGCAAGUGUGAUGAGCAUUAACAGCAUUCUGGUUAACAAUAAUGUUGCUGCAUUCAUACCUUGUGCAUCUGGAUCUGCUGAUCCACAUCUGCCUUUGAAGGAAGUAUGGGAUUCAGUUGUAGACCGACCGCUUGACUCCAUUGAACAGUGUAUUGGCACCAUUUCCCUUUCUGAGCGCAGUGAGCUUGAUGUGUACAUAAGUCAUGUGCUGUCUCCCAGCAAGAUAUUUGUACAAUGGCGGUCUUCAGAGAACAUUCUUAAAAGCUUGGAAUCAUCCAUGUUUAGGAUGUAUGAGAACUCAAAACCGGAAAGCACUAACUGGCAGGUUGACAUGUAUGUUGUCGUCCAGAUGUCAAGUGAAAAAAAAUGGAGACGUGGAAAGAUUAAAAGCAUAAUAUCUGAACAACUUGUAGAGGUGUUUUUCUAUGAUUUUGGAAUGGAUCAGCAGACUAAUGUGACCAAUUUGAGAACAUUAGACGAAAACCUGAAGAUAUAUGGUUCUCUGUGCCUGGAGUGUACCUUAAUGGAUAUACAGCCUGCUGGUGGAUGUAAAACCUGGACAGCAACUGCCUGUGACUUUCUUUCCUUCUAUCUUAACGGGGCCACUGCAAAAAUGAUAAUUGAAGAAAAUGCAUCACUGUGGCCUUUGCCUGUAAGGAUCUUAUGCAAGAAUGAAGCAGGCCAGCUUAUUGAUGUGUCUGAUUUCUUGGUGAAUAAGGGAUUGGCCUUAAGAGAUAGAAGGUUGAAACAUGAUUCCUUAAUGGAAGUUGAUAAAACUGUAAGCACAUCAACCAAGGCACAUGAAUCUGUGAAAGAAGCUAAUGUGGAAUCUAGAUAUGACAAGUCAGAUGAAGAAAACAUUACCGUAAUUGAGUCUGCAAUCGAUGUGAACGCUGAGGAGCCAUACUUACCCCCAAUCUUACCGAAUGAGACACCAUUUAUAGCUAAAGUCAGCCAUGUUGCUGAAGAUGGCACCGUUUAUGUGAUCCAGGAGUGUUUGGAUAAAGAGCUUGGCAUCCUUAUGCUUGACAUCCAAAAUUCGUUUAAAUGUCUUGGAUUAAUGGCACCAUACAACUGGAAAAAAGGAGAAGGAUGUAUUAUUAAAGGAUCAGACACAAUGUCUUACAGAGGGCGUGUUCUAGAAAUUCUAGGAGGAGAUAUGAUCAAGGUACAAUAUGAAGAUUUUGGGUUUACUGAAAAAAUUCCAAAAUGUCACCUUUACCCAUCUGUAUUCAAUCAAUGUGUUCCACGCUUUUGCAUACCUUGCCAACUGAUUGAUGUACUUCCAAUUGGUGACCACUGGCAACCAGAUGCCAUACAGUUUCUUAAAGAACUUGUCUUGGAAAGACUUGUCGUCAUCCAUCUUGUGGAACCACCAAAAUCUCAUGACAGCAGUGCUUCUAUCUACUUGCAUUGUGGAAAUGCUUCAGUGUCUGCUAUCCUGGAGCGGUAUGCCUACUGUAUUCCAAAAGACUGUGUGAGAAAAACCACAAUUGAAACGCAGUGUUUCUCCAAAAUUUCCCAUGAAAAAAUUUGGGGCAUUGAUUUUAAGGAACUGCUUUAUGGUGACUUGUAUACCCCUAUGUUAUGUCAAUAUUCGCUGGUACCAUUGCCUUCUUCAAAAGCGGUUUUCAAAGUCCAAGUGACCCAUAUAGAAACACCAGACCGGAUGUUUGUUUGCAUCAAGAACAGAGGAGAGAUGUCACACAUCGGCAAUGAAAAUCAAAAGAGUGACUGUGACACAGUUGAAUCCAAACUGAAAGAAAUCAACAACAAAGCAACUAAUUUACCAUGCUUGACAGAUUUUAAAACAGAAAUGCCAUGUCUUGCAAUGUACAAUGACAAUAUGUUACACCGAGCAAAGAUAGUGUCUGUUAAAAGUUAUGAUCCUGCGGCCUUGGUUGUGCAAUUUGUUGACUAUGGAUCAACCACAGUGCUUGAAACCUGCAGCUUGUUUCAGCUUCCUCCAUGCCUUAUUCAGUACCCUGCAAGAGCAAUAAAGGUAAAACUGGCUGGAUUUAGGCCGCCUAAAGAAGACUUUGAACGACAUAGACUUCCUUACGAAAUGCAAUGGAGCUUUAGAGCAAUGUUUGAAAUGAUCGAGUUAGUGCAAGGAAGAACACUCUUUGCUGAAUUUCAGCCUAGCGCUGCAGAAACCACUGUUUGUUUGUUUGAUGAAAAGCUGCAACCGGUGCACAAACCAUUGCUAAAUAUGGGCCUGGCUGAUCCUGAGUAAUCAUAACUAUAUGACUGAAGAUUUACUACUCUGAAGAUAAGAGUUCUUCCUUUAUUAUGUUGCCUGCUAUGGGAUUUUGUUUAUCCAACUAUGGAUCAGUUUGAACAGUUGUACAUUAGAUAUGUAGUUGGUUGUGUUACCUGUUAUGCAACUUCUGUUUUUUUUUUAUCCACCUACAGAUGUGUUAGAACAGUUAUAUGUUAGAUAUGUAGCCAUUUCAUUUUUCUAGUGUUUGUGUGCAAAACAUAAAUAAAUGUGUGCUGAAAAUAUUGCAUAAAACAA
Molecule: messenger RNA, 5085 nt
Organism: Rana temporaria (common frog)
Lineage: Eukaryota; Metazoa; Chordata; Amphibia; Anura; Ranidae
Gene: RNF17
Product: ring finger protein 17
Exons: 38
Coding region: 49-4803 (1584 amino acids)
Source: RefSeq, a predicted model, not a curated record